This is a messenger RNA of Microplitis mediator, 306 nucleotides long. RefSeq lists its product as uncharacterized. The record is from RefSeq and is a predicted model, not a curated record. NCBI's taxonomy places the organism in Eukaryota, Metazoa, Arthropoda, Insecta, Hymenoptera, Braconidae. Bases 1 to 306 code for a protein of 101 amino acids. The transcript is spliced from 4 exons.
AUGAUUUCAGAAGCGUUCAAAGAUUUUUUAGCGAUACCAGGAUCUAUUUGCACAGUAUUACAACUUUUAUGGCACAUACAGCUUUUGGUUAAGAUGUGGAUGAAUGAUAAAAGAUAUUUUUGUGAUUAUGGAGUUUUGUUUAUCACUGGAGUAUAUUUAUGGAGUAUUGUUGAAGAAGACAAACAAUUGGCGACAAAACAAAUUGGUUUUUUGAGCUGUGGGUUCACUAUUUUAUUUUUUGCGUCUCCUCUGACUAUGCUGGUACAUCUCUUACGAGUGAAGACAUACCUAGAGCGCGUAUUUUAA